AUGUCCUGCCGCGUUCCUCUCGCCCCCAGCGCGCCCACACCGCCACCGCACCGACUAACCGCCCCCACCCUCUCCCCCCCACCCCGACCACCGUCACUACAGGCCGGCGCCGCGUGGCGCUCGUGGCACCUGUCCUAUAAGGCCGCCGUCGACGACUACUACAAGGAGUACGAAGCCAAGCAGAAGACCAAGCAAUGAUCACCGCACACGGCCCGCCAGGCGCGCACGCACCCCCUCCGCCUUGCGCACCCCCGUCCCGCGGUCAAAGCUCCGCGCCUCGCGGCCGUACCUCGCCAGCGGGAGCGUCGUCCCGGACUCGCGUUUGUGUGUUCUGUCGCGAGGCUGGCGCAUCUGCGAGGCUGAGGGGCUGUCCGGUCGCACGCGCUCGCGUAGUUGUAAAAGGCUGCUCUUGCUUUACUUUUCAUUCCUUUUAUAUCCUCUUUCUCUCUCUCCGCGUCUCUCGCUCUGCGUCUCUCGCUCCGUCUCCCUCGCCGUGUGCCCUACGCAUACGUGGGUACAGUGCCGCUGCGCCCCUUGCUCGUGGCAUCGUCAGUUGAAUAUUUAUCGGCCCCUCCUUCCCGUACGCACUUGCCUUUCUCCUUGUUCUAGACGCAACCGCCUGUCCAUUUGUGAGUUACCUAGCUAAUACAUAGACUACCAGUCAAUCAUAUUCCUA
Messenger RNA from Chondrus crispus (carragheen), 676 nucleotides. RefSeq lists its product as hypothetical. The transcript has 2 exons. Lineage: Eukaryota; Rhodophyta; Florideophyceae; Gigartinales; Gigartinaceae. The record is from RefSeq and is a predicted model, not a curated record. Bases 1 to 198 code for a protein of 65 amino acids.